UAUCCCGUUUUAUCUGAUGGACUCAGCGCGGGCUGGAAGAUCACAGUGUGGCUGAAAACAAAGGGAGUUAACAAGAUGUGACCGGCCGAUGGAUAAAACAAUAGGCGAAGCCCUCCACGCUGCCUAGAGCCAGGUGUGCUCCAUGCCCAGGUCGCCAUGUGGGUGGCGGUGGCUCUGCUGUGCUGCUCGGCGCUGGCGGGGCUGCCCCGGGCGGGCGGCUCCUGCCCCUCGCAGUGCAGCUGCUCCUUCCACAGCCUCGGCGAGGGCACCAAAGCCAGGACAGUGCUGUGUAAUGAUCCAGAGAUGACCCUCCCUCCUGUGAACAUCCCUGUCGAUACAACCAAGCUUCGGAUAGAAAAGACAGCCAUCCGCAGGGUGCCAGGAGAGGCUUUCCACCUGCUUCACAACCUCGAGUACCUCUGGAUGCCCUAUAACUCCUUGGCCAGCCUCAGUAGCAUCCCCUUCAAGGGCCUUCGUCGUCUGCAGGAGCUGAGGCUGGAUGGGAACAACUUAGUAUCAUUCCCCUGGGAAAGCCUGGCUGGCAUGCCGCAGCUGAGGCUUCUGGAUUUACACAAUAACGAACUCACCUCAAUCCCUCCAGAUGCUGCUCGUUAUGUCAAGAAUAUCACAUACCUGGAUCUGUCUAGCAACAAGCUGAUGACUCUUCCUCAGGCUCUCAUUGCCACCUGGGCCAACCUCCAGGCUGUUCCCUACUUUCCCAAUGAUAACUCCAAGAUCAUCCUAGGCUUGCAAGACAAUCCUUGGGUGUGUGACUGCAGUCUGUAUGAAAUGGUCCAUUUCCUAAAUUUCCAGUCUCCUAACAUAGCCUUCAUUGAGCCCAGGCUGAAAUGCUUCACCCCCCGGAGCCUCACAGGAGUCUUCUUCAGCCAGGUGGAGCUGAGGAAGUGUCAGAGCCCCGUUGUGCACACGUCUGUAGCCAAGGUGAAGACCAUCCUGGGCAGCACGGUGCUGCUGCGGUGCGGGACCACGGGCGUGCCCAUCCCCGAGCUCAGCUGGAGGAGAGCUGAUGGGGCUCAGCUGAACGGCACAGUUCACCAAGAGAUUUCCAGUGAUGGGAUGAGCUGGUCUAUCCUGGGCCUCCCUGUAGUCUCUUACCUUGACUCUGGAGAGUACAUCUGUAAAGCAAAGAAUUUCCUGGGGGCAACAGAGGCGUUCAUCUCACUCAUCAUCACAGACUCAGAAAGCACGGAUGACCCUACCUCUAAUGGCAAAGGCACGUGGAAUGGGAAGGCGAGUGGGAUGCAGGCAGCUGCCUACAAUGACGAACUGGUGGCAAGGUACAUCAUCACCACCUCCACUGUGCCCACCCUGGGGGCUGGAGUGGGCACUGGAGACGGGCUUCUCCUCCCGGACAUGGCACAAGACAGCAAUCCCCAGAAUCUGCUGGUGAGCCCCACCAUGGGCCAGCAGGAGCCAGAGAGGAUGGUGAGGUCUGUCAGGGUGAUAGGGGACACCGACCAGGGCAUCACCCUGGCCUGGAAGGCACCUAUGGCAAAGAACACCACGGUGUUCAGUGUCCUUUAUGCUGUCUUUGGAGAGAGGGACAUGCGGCGGAUCAACGUGGAGCCAGGGAAGACCAAGGUCACUGUCUAUGGGCUGCUUCCAAAGACCAAAUACAUCGUAUGUGUCUGUGUGAAAGGGCUGAUCCCCAGGAAGGAGCAGUGCAUCAUAUUUUCCACAGAUGAAGUUUUCAGUGCGGGAGGGACGCAGAAGCUCAUCAAUGUGGUUGUCAUCAGCGUGGCCUGUGUCAUUGCUGUUCCUCUGACACUGGUGGUCUGCUGUGGAGCACUGAAACGGCGCUGCAAAAAAUGCUUUGUGCGAAAACCCAAGGAAAUUCAGGAAUCCUACGUCACCUUUGAAAGCCUGUCUCCUGGGGCCAAGGCAAAAGGCGUGGAAGGAGAAUACUUGACCAGGCACACCCCUGACGAGUCGAACAGGCUGCUGUCUGCCCGCUCCAGCGUGGACUCGGAAGCCAUACCAAAGAUUGAGGGACAGCCUAAUGAAUACUUCUGCUGACAGUACUGAGGCUGACUGCCAGCUCACCCAGUGGAAAACACGUGGCUGUAUCUGUGGCUCUGUGACUCUGCUCCAGCACUGCAGGCCACCCCGUCCAUGCUUCUGUCUCUGACUUGUUCUGGAACAGGAUGCAAGAGGGUAGAUGGUGCCCAAGCUUUACAGAAACAUGUUGCUCACACCACUUGGGGUUUGCUGCUUUGUACCCAGUCAAAGCUUCUGUGAUAAUGGCCUCAUUCUCCUGGACCACUUCUUUUUUGGUUUUUUUCCCUGUAAAAUGAAGUGUGCACACUGUGUGUGAGGACAUUAAGCAGCAUUUCUGAGUGUGCUCUGCUUGGUGUUGUUUAGGACCUGCUCUGAAAUAUGCAAAGUACAUUAUUCUCAGCUCUUUUUAUGGUUUUUUUGGUUGACAAAUGGGAGGGUUUAGUAAUUUUGAUACAAAUAUCUGAGAAGGUGAAUAUUUAGAGUCUCACCUUUUACAUCCCCCAGGUUUGCAUGAAAUGUGCAGCUUGAUGCUUAAUAAAUCACUAAAUACAGAUGUGCAGAAACCCCUUCUAAUACGUCCAACAUAAUCACAACUCUAUGCUCUGAAUUCAGAGAAAUGUGCAAAGGAGAUAGAAAUCAAGAACCAAAACCCAAUCCGCUCCUAAGAAUGCAUAAUAGAGAACAUUUUCUGAUUGCAUUUUGGUCCUAAACUCUAUUCUUAAAAUAGUAUCGAACAAGAGCAAAGGUCUUUAAGUAUCAGUCCUAGCUGGCAUUUUGUACUGUAGUUUGUAGAGUAUGUUUUAUACUAGCUGUGCUAGAUAAAAAUCAUACAAUAGCCUACUUUGCACAUGGUGUGUGGUGGUGUAAUGCUUUGUAACCAUACUGGACAACCUACAUCACAGUUUUGUAAAAAUCUCCCAAACCAGCCCUGUCAUUGCUGCCUGUGCUCCUGGCAAAACUGAUGGUGAAGACCCACACCAUCAGCCAGGCACUUGUGACUUGGUCACAGAAAGGAGUUGCUCUGUGCAGAGCAGCAGAAAGUGGUGUCUGACCACUGGCCAUGCACACAUCAGCCAUUCCUGAUUAUGGUCUCAGUGGUGGCAGUGGCUCAGUACAGACUUUUGGGUUUCAAACAUUUUACAAGUUCAAGCACCCUGGAAAAAACCUGUCUAAUAUUAAUCUAAAUGUCAUUUAAGUUCUGCAGCUUCACUGGAAUUUGGAUCUGAGUGCUUAUUACAAAGUAAUUCCCAGACGUGUAAUUUUCCACUCAAGUCCUCAUGUAGUAGUAAAUAACAUUUUUCUCUUUGUAAUAAACAUUAUUAAUGAAGAAAAUUAUAUAUAUUCUGCCAAAUGUUGAAUGGGAAAGAUCCAGCCAAGUUGAAAUGGUAACGGAUAAAGCUUGCUGAAUUGUUCUGAAAUGUGUGUUUGUAAAUUUAUUGGAAAAACUUCCACUCACAUUCUGGAUGUGUAUGUACAGUGUGGGUUAAGAAAAUUCACUGGUUGGAAUGGAGCUCUGUAUGGGUUCUGCAAGUCUUCCUUGUACAGCAGGGUUUCAGUUAUGUCAGAUUACUUGGCCUGAUGGAAAAAGCAAGUCAUCUGAUCUCAACAUAAAUACCAGCAACAGGGGGUACAUCACAAUAGCUUCUGAAAGCACUCCCUGUAUUCCUUACAUUAAUGAUAAGGAAAUUCUCUUGUAUUGGGAGAAUUCGUCAAUCCCUGAAUUAUCCCCAUAAUUCAUGCUACUGCUAUUACUGGACUGUGUAGAUUUUUAGGUUUACAAAUAAAGUUUUGUAAAAUUAUGUAUUUUAAUGUAACAAAUUAACUCAUGAAACAUGUGGUACAUAAUACAUCUGUUCCUUAUUUAUAAAGUUCAUUUGUCCCAGCCUGAUUACUAGAGUCAGGAAAAAACUGUCCUUCCCGUAGCAGUUUUUGUGCUGAGUUGCAAGGAUUGCUGUAUGUAAGCCUGGGUCCUGCCUACAUGUGCAGCAGGAACACUGGGCUGUGCAGAACUCAGCCUGCCAUGGCCCUGGAUGGAUAAGCUCCUAAGAACCAAGGCUGUCCUGACGUUUUCCUGUGGUGAACGGAGGGCACCUACUGCUCGAGGACUUUCCUGUAAGUCAUGUCUGCAGGAGCUGACUGGGAACCAGAAAUAGUCACUUUUCAGCUGACUGGAGACAUGAGCUGGGUGAUUUGCUGCACCCAGCGCUGGUGAGGAGCAGCUCUCACCCGCUGAGACCCUCGGUCUGUGAGUUGGCUGUGGAAAAGGCACCAGCUGGGCCAGCACUGGCACUCUUUGCUUGUGAGGAGGGAAGGAUGGAGGGAUCAUCCUGGGACAUCCACUGUGAAUGGGUUCAAUUUUACAGACUCUACUGGGUAUUUUUUGUACUUUGAAUGGUAAUCCCAAAUAGAAUAAACGUGAUUCUUCUUUUCUUA
This is a messenger RNA of Corvus hawaiiensis (hawaiian crow), 4452 nucleotides long. RefSeq names its product leucine rich repeat, Ig-like and transmembrane domains 1 (gene LRIT1). The coding region runs from base 157 to 2037 and encodes 626 amino acids. Gene Ontology annotation, cellular component: endoplasmic reticulum membrane. Lineage: Eukaryota; Metazoa; Chordata; Aves; Passeriformes; Corvidae. The transcript is spliced from 4 exons. Gene Ontology annotation, molecular function: protein binding. The record is from RefSeq and is a predicted model, not a curated record.